AUGUUUCUUCGCCGGCAGGAACCAACGUUGGACGAGGAUAACAGAUGCUCAGGACGUUGUAAGGCCAUCAUUGGCAGAAUUGUGGAGCAAGUGAGGGCGGAGACUGAGCAAUGGUCACAAAUGCAAGAAAUGCUGGGGAGGGUGAGGGGAGAAAUGGAAGAACUGCAGGCGUCCCGUGAUUUCUGGGAACAUCGAGCGCAUAAUUCAGAUAGCGAGAUUCAGUCCCUUAAACAUGCUGCGGAAGAAUGGAAAGAGAAAGCUCAUGGGUAUGAAAACAAGGCCAAUGAGCUGCAACUCCAACUAUCUGUGUUGGAAAAAUAUUUGGUUUCAAAGAUGUUUCUUCGCCGGCAGGAACCAACGUUGGACGAGGAUAACAGAUGCUCAGGACGUUGUAAGGCCAUCAUUGGCAGAAUUGUGGAGCAAGUGAGGGCGGAGACUGAGCAAUGGUCACAAAUGCAAGAAAUGCUGGGGAGGGUGAGGGGAGAAAUGGAAGAACUGCAGGCGUCCCGUGAUUUCUGGGAACAUCGAGCGCAUAAUUCAGAUAGCGAGAUUCAGUCCCUUAAACAUGCUGUGGAAGAAUGGAAAGAGAAAGCUCAUGGGUAUGAAAACAAGGCCAAUGAGCUGCAACUCCAACUAUCUGUGCUUCAGGAGGAGCUUAAGAAAUCUGAAGCAGAAGUAAAACUUGAGACAAACAGGGAGUUAAAGACGAUUUCGGAUCCUCCAAGAAAACAACUUGUAAUGAAAAGUCAUGUAUUAAAAUGUCACUUGAAGGAAAACCAAUGUUGUGAUGAAUUUGAGAAUGCCAAGGAUGAGCUGAAUAUGGAAGAAAAUAGGGUCACAACGCCGACGAAAGAGUUGGCGCCUAUUUCUUUGGCUAAGCAGCUUGCAAAGGAGAAGAGAAUGCUUGAGUGUCAUGCUUGA
Messenger RNA from Sesamum indicum (sesame), 921 nucleotides. The record is from RefSeq and is a predicted model, not a curated record. Lineage: Eukaryota; Viridiplantae; Streptophyta; Magnoliopsida; Lamiales; Pedaliaceae.